AUGUGGGCGGCGGUCUCUCUCCUGCUGCUGCUGCUGCUGCUGGCGCGGCUGUGGCGGCGCGGAGCUCUGCCGCUGGAACCGGCCGGCCGAGCCGUGCUCAUCACCGGCUGCGACAGCGGCUUCGGGCACUUGCUGGCGCUCCGCCUCCACCGCCUCGGCUUCACCGUCUUCGCCGGCUGCCUCUGCCCCAGCGGCGAGGGGGCGCGGCGGCUGCAGCGAGAGGCAGCAGUCGGCCCCGGCCACCUGCGCGUCCUGCGGCUCGAUGUCACCCGCGACCGCGACGUGCUGGCUGCUAAGGAGAUGGUACUUAGCCAUCUGCCCGAGCAAGGUUUCUGGGGACUUGUCAACAAUGCAGGAAUAUCAACAUUUGGUGAGACAGGGUGGCUGUCAAUGGAGAAGUAUGAAAAAUUUGCAGAUGUGAAUCUCCUUGGGAGCAUCAGGACAACCCUGGCAUUUCUUCCCCUUCUAAGGAAAUACAAGGGACGUAUUGUUUUCAUGUCCAGUGUUAUUGCCUAUUUUACUCUGGGAAACGGCAUUUAUUCUAUGACCAAAGCAGCUAUUGAAAAAUUCUGUGAUGCUCUAAGACUGGAAAUGAAGAAGUUUGGUGUCCAGGUCUGUAUUAUUCAGCCGGGAAAUUAUGCACGCUCUACCCAAAUUCAGCCACCAGUCAGUGCUGAAGAGAUUUGGAAUGAACUCAGUGAAGAGGAAAAGGCAGUUUAUAAUAAGGAGUAUGUUCAAGAGCGGGCAAACUUCUUCAACAGCAUACUCAGUGAAGGAAGCCCUAACAGCAGUGAGGUUGUAGAUGCUAUGGUAGAUGCUUUAAUGUCUCCUGCUCCCAAAGCACGUUACAUGGUAGCAAAGCUGAAGGAGAAAGCACUGGUGUUUGUGUGUACUUUAUUCCCAACUGUUGUGAUGGAUUCUGUUCUGUCUUAUGCACUGAGUAAGGUAAAACUUGGGCCUCACUGUACCGAGCCCUGCAGCCGCUCUCUCCCUCCCUGCCGAGGCUCAUCACUACCUUCCGCCCGUAAGCCAGCAACCCGGCUGCGUACCCUGCCUCACCCCCCAUUCCGAGGGCGGAAAGGCGCCCUCCCGUACCUCGCACCCCUCACGGUGCUGAAGGCAGCGGCGGCUGAGGGGAACGGCUGGGAGCAGAGGCUGAAGGCUGCGGCUGAGGGGAGCGGCUGA
This is a messenger RNA of Indicator indicator, 1185 nucleotides long. Its product is annotated as D-beta-hydroxybutyrate dehydrogenase, mitochondrial-like. The transcript has 5 exons. The coding region runs from base 1 to 1185 and encodes 394 amino acids. The record is from RefSeq and is a predicted model, not a curated record. Lineage: Eukaryota; Metazoa; Chordata; Aves; Piciformes; Indicatoridae.